UUGUAACCGACCACGUUUGAUUUGCCUCUUCAGUUAAGUGCUAAUAGGAAAAAAAAUCUUUUCGGUCAGUGAUCGCGAUAUAGUGUCUAUUAAAAAUCUACCAUCUAUUUACACCAUGCUGGAUAACGAUGAAUUCGAAGCUGAGUAUCGCCUUUUGAUGUCGCCUGGCAAUUCUGCAGCGGCCCCAGGCAAGGAAAAAACUAAACGGCCUGCUGAGUCUCCAGCCUCUAGUGAGGGGAAAAAAACUCGAGUGGAAAACUUAGAUUUGAAACUGGCUUUUAAACGGAAAAAUUCGGACGUUGAUCAACAAUAUUUUGAAUCGGUUUGUUUGGCACUGUCCGAUAUCCAGAGUGGCCUACCGAAUGACGUCCCAUUUCCAAGGUUCUUUGGCUCUGGAUACAAAAUGGGCAUUGGUUGGUUCUACGCACGAGACGAAGUGUCUAUGGAAUGGUUGAAAACGGCGCUUCACCAGAUAUGCGAACAAGAAAUCAUCUCCGAUCUCGAAGUGUUACCAUAUGUGAAAAUCUGUCCUUUGCGACGAGUCAUCUUUUCGGUGCCAACUGUGCCUCGACUUGGGAAAAACGCUAAAUACUUUAUAUUACGUACCAUUGCUCGCCAGAACCCAAACUUGUCCAUUAAUUACUGGCGUAUCUUACGAGUGCUUCCAUCGCAUGGUGGUAGGCAUACAAUAAUAAUGGAAAUUGACGAGGGUUCUGUUGCAGCGAUUGAGUCACAGCGAUGUAAAAUAUUUUACGCUUUCUCCCAAGUAUUCCUAUCAGUGGCGGCAAAAAAUAUCGAAACAGAAUAAACGAUCACUAUGAAAUGACAAAUGUGAAGCAAUCGACAAUGAUUUGUACUGUCGGUUUGAAUACGAAUUACUGAACUAUUUGAAUUUAAAUAAAU
Armigeres subalbatus is the source of this 903-nucleotide messenger RNA. RefSeq lists its product as uncharacterized. The record is from RefSeq and is a predicted model, not a curated record. The transcript is spliced from 3 exons. The coding region runs from base 116 to 808 and encodes 230 amino acids. Lineage: Eukaryota; Metazoa; Arthropoda; Insecta; Diptera; Culicidae.